ACCCACCAAUAACAAAACCUCUUUCUCCUUGAACUCUCCCCUCUUGUCUCUUUCCGUGUCUGUGAUUCAAAACAAGAAAAGGGAAGAGAAAAGAAAACAACUUUGACCCAGAGAUCUAGGGCUCUCCCUCCUCCCUUCACCUCCAUUUGUCCUUCAAUCUAUUCUAUUCUGUAAGUCUUCACAUCACAGCACAUACAUUUUUUUUUUGUUUUUAUUCUUUCAUCCUUCUGUUUCAGUUGUGUGUGUGUGUAUAUAAUGGAUAGCAAUUACACAGCUAUAUCAAAGAGCUCAUUUGUAGAUUUACAAAUACACGAUGAUAUUCAAAACCCGUUACCCCAAAGAAAGACCCACAUCAAAUUACUACCUCUUGAUGAUGUUGAGAGAUUUGCUGAUCCCAAGAUUGGCAAUGGCCAAAGUUUUGAAGAAGAUGAUGAUGAUGAUGAUGAUGAUUUUGAUAUUGAUGAUUAUCCACUUGUUUCGAAGACGAAAACAAGUAAAGGUUCUGGUGUUCAUGGUGCCGUUUUUAAUCUCACUACGUCCAUUAUAGGGGCUGGGAUUAUGGCCUUGCCUGCUACAAUGAAGGUUCUUGGGUUGGUUUUGGGAUUUGUGUUAAUAAUAUUGAUGGGUAUUUUGUCUGAAAUUAGUGUUGAAUUGUUAGUUAGGUUUUCGGUUCUUUGCAAGGCUUCUUCUUAUGGUGAUGUUGUUCGGUAUGCCUUAGGCAAACCGUCUAAGGUUUUGUCUGAAAUUUGCAUAAUUGUGAACAAUGCCGGUGUUUUGGUUGUAUAUUUGAUUAUUAUAGGUGAUGUCAUGUCGGGAUCGCUCCAUCAUGUGGGUGUUUUAGACCAAUGGUUAGGAAAUGGUUUUUGGGAUCAUAGGAAGGUGGUGAUUUUGGUUGUUGUGGUGGUUUUUUUAGCACCCCUUUGUGCAUUGGAUAAAAUUGAUUCCUUGAGCUUGACUUCAGCUGCUUCGGUGGCGCUUGCUGUGGUUUUUGUUGUGGUAUGUUUUGUUGUUGCUUUAGUUAAGCUCAUUGAAGGGAAAAUCGAGGCCCCGAGGAUGACCCCUGAUUUUGGUUCAAAGAGGGCUAUUUUGGAUUUGCUCGUGGUGAUUCCGAUCAUGACAAACGCUUAUGUUUGCCACUUCAAUGUUCAGCCUAUAUACAAUGAGCUUGAAGGGCGAACACCACAGAAAAUGAACAGAGUGGGCAGGAUCACCACUGUUCUUUGCGUUGUGGUUUAUGCUUCGACUGCUGUUUCAGGUUAUUUACUUUUUGGUAAGGACACUGAAUCUGACGUGCUGACUAAUUUUGACAAGGAUCUUGGAAUUCGUUUUAGCUCUGCCUUGAAUUACAUUGUUAGGAUUGGCUACGUUCUUCAUUUGGUUCUCGUUUUUCCUGUUGUUCAUUUCUCUCUAAGACAAACAGUAGAUGUCUUGGUGUUUGAGGGAUCAGCUCCCCUUUCAGAGAGUAAGAAAAGGUCUUUGGCCUUAACAGCUGUUCUAUUGGCACUGAUUUUUUUUGGGUCUACUAUGAUUCCAAACAUCUGGACUGCUUUCAAAUUUACAGGGGCUACAACAGCGGUUUCAUUAGGUUUUAUAUUCCCAUCUCUUAUUGCAUUGAGGUUAAGUCAGAGAGGGGAGCGUUUAAGCAUCGGGGAGAAGUUUUUGUCAUGGCUGAUGUUAAUAUUGGCUGUAAUAGUUAGUAUUGUUGGAUUGAUUGGCAAUAUAUACAGCCUCCAAAGCAGUUCUGAAUGAUUCUGAGUACUUGCUGGAGUUGCUUUUGUGUAACUGCAGAAAUUCUCAAAUUUGCACAGAAUAAUGGGGGUGUGAAUUCUCUAUUGUCAUUUUGAUCACUGCCUACUUGCAUCAAACCAUCAAGUCCAACCGGGGUUGACACUUUGCCAAGCACACUGUUUCAGUCUGUGAAGUUCUGGGUCCAGUUUAGAAAGUCCUCUGUUGCUUAGUCAUUUUUAGAUUUGGUUCAGCAUUCAUGAAUACUUCAGGAGAUCCCUUCAGUGGUUACCGGCCAUCUUCAAGUUGAUUGAAAAUUAUACAAUGUCAAUUGAAGUAGAACUUUAUUUAGCCUCUGACAAUUCUCAAUGGAAGCUGUUUAAACGGUAUAAUUCUGCAACAAGACUUCUUUUGUAAUUUUUGUUAGAAUAAGUGUUGGUGGAAGCUUUAUUAGCUCUUCGUUAUAUGAAAACAUUCUUUUCAGUUUUUGUCUUGAUUAUAAAGUUCAACUCCUAGCCUUUCUUAUCA
Populus trichocarpa (black cottonwood) is the source of this 2253-nucleotide messenger RNA. RefSeq names its product amino acid transporter AVT6E. NCBI's taxonomy places the organism in Eukaryota, Viridiplantae, Streptophyta, Magnoliopsida, Malpighiales, Salicaceae. The record is from RefSeq and is a predicted model, not a curated record. Gene Ontology annotation, molecular function: amino acid transmembrane transporter activity. The coding region runs from base 256 to 1749 and encodes 497 amino acids. Gene Ontology annotation, biological process: amino acid transmembrane transport. The transcript has a single exon.